CCUCUCUCUAUUCUUGCCGCCGCACUUCUCUUUCUGUUACUGCUAAAGCUUCCUGCAUAACGGUUUGAUUACAUAACUCCAAUUUUCUUCUCCGGCGACGACCACCUGGUUACAGUCGUCCUCAGCUUAUUUAUCGAGAUGGUUAUCCCUCCACCUGUCAGGCCACCCAGAAUUACAAAUUUUCUUAAGCCAUAUGUGCUCAAGAUGCACUUCACAAACAAGUAUGUCAGCGCACAAGUGAUCCACUCGCCAACAGCAACAGUAGCCGCCUCUGCGAGCUCACAAGAGAAGGCAUUAAGAUCAAGCAUGGAGAAUACUCGAGAUGUUGCUGCUGCAGCAAAGAUUGGGAAGAUUCUGGGGGAGCGCUUGUUGAUUAAGGACAUUCCAGCCGUCUCUGUUAUAUUAAAAAGAGAACAGAAAUAUCAUGGCAAGGUGAAGGCUGUCAUCGACUCUGUAAGGGAUGCAGGUGUGAAGCUUAUUUGAUUGGGAACAGUCUCCUACGAUUGCUUAUGAAAAGUUGUUCCAAUAGAGGUCUUCUUGUUGCAAGGAGUUGUCUUCUGGUUCUUUGAACUUUAGAUCAAAGAAUAAUUUCUGUUAUCUUGGGCCAUGGAAGAUUAACAAAUAGAUCAGCUAGUGUGUGGGUAUCAACAAAAAAAAAAAAAAAAAAGCUUGUGUGUUUAUAUUUUGGGCUGAAGAUAUUGGAUUAAGACGAGUAGAUCAGCUA
Molecule: messenger RNA, 724 nt
Organism: Nelumbo nucifera (sacred lotus)
Lineage: Eukaryota; Viridiplantae; Streptophyta; Magnoliopsida; Proteales; Nelumbonaceae
Biological process (GO): translation
Cellular component (GO): ribosome
Molecular function (GO): structural constituent of ribosome; 5S rRNA binding
Source: RefSeq, a predicted model, not a curated record